AUGCACCAUAUCUUAUUUAGAGUGUGGAUAAUCUGUUUAUCAACGCUUUUCUUAUCAACAGCUGUCGCGUUUCGAGUACCACGGCACGACCAAUCUAUUUCCCCCGCUACACACUUCUCAGGAACAUCAUUUCCUAUUUACUCUCAACCGUCCGGCAAAAUGUCUCGUUCUCGUGUUUUCUUUGAUAUCGCCAUUGGUGGCGCGCCUUCUGGACGCAUCGAGUUCACUCUCUUUGACGACAUCACACCUAAGACUGCUGACAACUUCCGCUCUCUUUGUGUUGGUGACAAAACCGUCCAAGGUGUUACUUGCCAUUUCAAAAACUCCAUCUUCCACCGCAUCAUCCCUCAAUUUAUGUGUCAGGGUGGUGACAUUACCAACCACAACGGUACCGGUGGUAUGAGCAUCUACGGCAGGCGCUUCAAGGACGAGGACUUCUCCAUCAAGCACAGCAAGCCCGGUCUUCUAUCUAUGGCCAACAGCGGUCCUAACACCAACGGUAGCCAGUUCUUCAUCACCACUGUCCCUUGCCCAUGGCUAGAUGGCAAACACGUGGUCUUCGGUGAGGUCACCGAAGGUAUGGACGUUGUCAAGAAGAUGGAACGCUACGGCUCUGGUAGCGGCGCUACCUCAAAGGAGGUAAAGAUUGUCGACUGCGGUCAGCUCUAA
Babesia sp. Xinjiang is the source of this 669-nucleotide messenger RNA. It is a transcript of the gene cyn-1, whose product is annotated as Peptidyl-prolyl cis-trans isomerase 1. Lineage: Eukaryota; Apicomplexa; Aconoidasida; Piroplasmida; Babesiidae. Gene Ontology annotation, molecular function: peptidyl-prolyl cis-trans isomerase activity. The transcript has a single exon. The coding region runs from base 1 to 669 and encodes 222 amino acids. The record is from RefSeq and is a predicted model, not a curated record. Gene Ontology annotation, biological process: protein peptidyl-prolyl isomerization; protein folding.